AUGUCUGAUAUUGAUGAAGAUUUAUUGGCUUUAGCUGGUGCUGAUGAAGAAGAAGAAGAAGAAGUCCUUACGACUUCAAAGAGAACAAAGCAAUCCGGUGAUUCUUCUGCAAAUAAAAAGAGAAGGAUUGAGUCAGAUAGUGAUGAGGAUGAAGAUGAUUAUAAUCCUGCUGCUAUAGAUGGUGGUGACGGUGCUUACAAUGAAAAUGACGAUGAGGAAGAGUAUGAGGAGAAUCCUUUCCCAUUAGAAGGUAAAUAUAAAAACGAAGAAGAUCGUGACUAUCUGGAGUCGUUACCUGAAAUGGAACGUGAAACUGUACUGUACGAUAGAUCUCAAACUAUGAGGAAAUAUAGAGAAAGGCAAUUCUUCAAAGACCGUAAUAAAAAUCUAAAAAGACAAAAAGAAAGAAACGAGGACGACGAAGCAUUGAAGACGCGUUCAUCCGGAAGAGCUACACAUGCGACUGGACAUACUGAUCUUAAGGCAUCCAAAUUAUCUCAAUUGAAGAAGCAAAGAGAAAAGAAAAACAAAAGCCGUCAAUAUAGUGACUAUGAAGAAGAGGAGGAAGAGGAUGAAGAAGAGUUUGAAGAUGAAUAUAGGGAAGGAAGCGAAUAUGAAGAAGAGGAAGAUUACAACCCGUACGAAAGGAAGACCGCGUAUAAAGAUGAAGAGGACGAAGAAGUUGAGUGGGCAGAAGAUACUGAUAGGGAUACGGAACUUAACGACUUCAAUAAAUUGAGAAUAGGGCGUUCUUUUGUUGCUAAAUUCUGUUUCUACCCAGAUUUCGGUGAGAUUGUUAAAGGUUGUUAUGGUAGAGUUAAUGUUGGUGUCGACAAACGUACAGGGCAAACCAGUUAUCGUAUGGUCAAGAUAGAAAGAAUAUUUUUACAAAAGCCUUAUAGUAUGGGUAAAUUCUUCACUAAUCAGUAUUUUGGUGUUACCCAAGGCAAAGACAGAAAAGUUUUCCAAAUGAGUUUUUUCAGUGAUGGUUUAAUCACCCCACAAGAAUACGAAAGAUACAUCAGAUCACUUGAAAGUUCACAUAUUCCAAAACCAACGGUCUAUACAUUGAAAAGUAAGUCUAAGGAGCUAGUAUCCUUCGUGUCUGAACCAUUGACUGAGAAGCUUACAAAUGAAAUUGUUCGUAAUAGAAUGGUAUUCAAUAAAAAAUUAUCAGGUACUAAUGCUGUUCUUGAAAAGACCGUUCUAAAGGAAAAACUCCAAUACGCUCGUGAAACGAAUAAUGAAAGAGAUGUUGCUAAGUAUUCUGCACAAUUGAGAAACUUUGAAAAGAGAAUGAAUAUGUACGAAAAGCAUCAUGAAAAUGAUCAAACUGGUUCAAAGAAACUGGGCGCAUUAACAUCAAAGAAUAAAAAAGUGAAUAUGGAUAAACUUAGAAAUGCAGAGCAUGUUAAAAAGGAGGACUUACCGAUUGAUAAGAGUGAUCCAUUCAGUAGAUUAAAGACAAGGACGAAAAUCUACUACCAGGAGAUCCAAAAAGAAGAAAAUGAGAGAGCAAAAGCUCUUGCACAGCAAAAGAAAAUGGAAGAGAACGAAGAAGCCACCAAACGUAAGGAAAAAGAGCUCUUACUUGCUCAGUUUAGGCGUUUAGGAGGGUUAGAAAAAAUGAUUAGUGGUUUAAAUAUCGAGUUUGAUCUAGGUAUCUGA
Molecule: messenger RNA, 1668 nt
Organism: Kazachstania africana CBS 2517
Lineage: Eukaryota; Fungi; Ascomycota; Saccharomycetes; Saccharomycetales; Saccharomycetaceae
Gene: RTF1
Product: RNA polymerase-associated protein
Exons: 1
Coding region: 1-1668 (555 amino acids)
Cellular component (GO): Cdc73/Paf1 complex
Molecular function (GO): DNA binding; RNA polymerase II C-terminal domain phosphoserine binding
Source: RefSeq, a predicted model, not a curated record